AUGAAACCCUAUCACCUCCUCACAAUCCUCGUCUAUGCCAACUGGGCAGAAGCAGUAUCAACCGUCAUAGUCAUAGUCGGAACCGUCACUAUCACAUCCAGCGGUGCAGCCCCUACCGCCAACAGCACGAGUUAUACCAAUAAGGCUGUGUUUGAGAAGGAUAUCCUAGCAGCGCAUAAUUUUUACCGUGCCGAACAUAAUGCUACUACUCUCAAAUGGAAUGACACGAGUGCAAAAUACGCCUCAAAGUGGAGUGCGCGGUGCGAGUUCGAACAUUCGCAUGGUCCAACAGGCGAGAACUUAGUCGCAGGUGCCUCCAAUGCUACCACCAGCGUCGAUGUCUGGGGCUCCGAACGGAAAUCCUAUAACUGGGGUAAACCCGGCUUCAGUGAGGAAACAGGUCAUUUCACACAGCUUGUGUGGACGAAUACCACUAGUGUCGGUUGUGGGAGAACGAGUUGUCAGGGGAAAGGGGGAACGGAUGGGUGGUAUGUGGUAUGUGAGUAUUGGCCGCCAGGAAAUGUCGUUGGUGAUGGGAAUAGAUAUUUUAAGGAAAAUGUGGCCAAAAUUAUUAAGGGGAAGUUAGGUGACACGGUAGAGGGUGGAGUGGGAAGUAAUGGGGCCGGAUGGGACGAGAGGAGGAAUAUCUGGAGCGUAUUGGUGGUGGCGGCGGGUGUGGGUAUGGGUGUUGUGUUGUGA
Messenger RNA from Venustampulla echinocandica, 699 nucleotides. RefSeq lists its product as uncharacterized. The transcript is spliced from 2 exons. Bases 1 to 699 code for a protein of 232 amino acids. NCBI's taxonomy places the organism in Eukaryota, Fungi, Ascomycota, Leotiomycetes, Helotiales, Pleuroascaceae. The record is from RefSeq and is a predicted model, not a curated record. Gene Ontology annotation, cellular component: extracellular region.